Messenger RNA from Hyposmocoma kahamanoa, 1793 nucleotides. It is a transcript of the gene Ssadh, whose product is annotated as succinate-semialdehyde dehydrogenase, mitochondrial. The transcript has a single exon. Lineage: Eukaryota; Metazoa; Arthropoda; Insecta; Lepidoptera; Cosmopterigidae. Gene Ontology annotation, molecular function: succinate-semialdehyde dehydrogenase (NAD+) activity. The record is from RefSeq and is a predicted model, not a curated record. The coding region runs from base 152 to 1678 and encodes 508 amino acids.
GUCUAGUGUAACUAUAUCUUUGUCCUGUUAAAUUAUAUGCAAAAUUGUAGAAGACUCCUCUAUCUUAUUUGCUCGUCGUGACCUUGUCAACGUUAAUAAGUUUGAUAAUAGUGUUUAUUAUAUUCGCAUUCACAGAAGGAAAUAUUUAGUUAUGGAGUUAAUACGCGUAAAUACAAGUAUGAAUUUGAAUAAAUUUCUCAUUCUUAAUAGAAGAUUGCAUUUGCUAAAGAGCAAGGCUUACAUAAAUGGAGAUUGGGUAAAUGCACAGAGCAACAAGACGUUCUCAGUGUUAGAUCCAUCGACCGACAAACCCAUCGGCACUGUGCCUGAUAUGGAUGCCACAGAUGCUAAAAGAGCGGUGGAUGCUGCCGCCGAGGCCUUCAAAACUUGGAGAAACACAACUGCUAAGGAACGGUCAUAUGUACUCCGAAGAUGGUUCGGCAUAUGCAAAGAAAACAGAGAUAACGUAGCGGCUAUUUUAACAGCGGAAGCUGGUAAACCACUCUCAGAAUCUUUAGGGGAAUUCGAUUACGGGAACGCGUUUUUAGAAUUCUUUGCUGACACUGCACGCCAUAUCAAUGGUGAAAUCGUAUCAAGCCCAUGGCCAAAUAAACAGAUAUUAAUAACUCGACAACCCCUUGGUGUAGUGUCUGUUAUAACCCCUUGGAAUUUCCCCUAUGCUAUGAUUACCAGGAAAGUGGGUGCACUGAUGGCUGCAGGGUGUACGUGUGUUAUAAAACCAUCUGAAGACACUCCUCUGACAGCUUUAGUUGCAGCUCAGUUAGCUGAACAGGCUGGAGUGCCGAAAGGAGUUAUCAAUGUUAUCACAUCGAGUAGAGAAAAUGCUGCAGCUGUUGGGAAAGUUAUGUGUCAAGAUCCCAAUGUAGGCUGCGUAUCAUUCACGGGCUCAACGUUUGUUGGAAAGAUUCUGUAUGGUCUCGCUGCUAGUGGUGUGAAAAGAGUCGCUCUAGAACUUGGUGGUAAUGCCCCAUUUAUUGUGUUUCCUAGCGCUGACCUGGAAUAUACAGUAGACCAAGCCUUGUUGGCAAAAUUUAGAAAUGCAGGGCAAGCUUGUGUUGGUGCUAAUCGAUUUCUUAUUCAUAAAGAUGUUUUUGAUGAGUUCGUUACCAUAUUCAAGAAUAAAAUUUCGGCAAAAAUAAAGUUAGGACCUGGUACUAAUCCAGGUGCUAAUUGUGGUCCUCUUAUUAAUGCUACACAAGCAAAAAUGGUAGCAUCAUUAGUUGAUGAGGCUGUUUCAAAAGGAGCAAAAGUGGAAAUUGGCGGCAAGUACGCCAAGCAAUUUGGUACCAAUUUUUAUGAGGCUACAUUGUUAGUGGGUGUUAAACCUGAUAUGAAAAUAUACAGUCAAGAGAUAUUUGGUCCUGUAGCUGUUUGUUCAAAAUUCAACACUGAAGAUGAAGCAUUGCAAAUUGCGAAUAACACAAGAAGCGGUUUGGCAUCUUAUGUCUUCACAAAAGACCUUGGUCAAGCAUUCAGGAUGUCUAGAGAACUGGAGUUUGGGAUGGUUGCAAUUAAUGAUGGCAUUUUGUCUGCUCCUGAACCUCCAUUCGGGGGUAUUAAGGAAUCGGGCAUUGGCAGGGAAGGGAGCAGACAUGGGGUUGAAGAAUAUACAGAUAUAAAAUAUACUCUAUUUUCUGGUUUGGCAAAAGGAAUGUAAGCUGUUGGAUAUUCAUUCUAUACAACAGCUGUUGUUGUUAACUCGUAAAUAUUAUAAUUUUGUCUAUUGUUGAAGAGUUGUAACAUAUGCUGCAUUUUAAUAUGUAUUAUUAGUC